Molecule: messenger RNA, 5169 nt
Organism: Didymodactylos carnosus
Lineage: Eukaryota; Metazoa; Rotifera; Eurotatoria; Philodinida; Philodinidae
Source: the annotation of a GenBank genome assembly
AUGUUGAGAAUUUUAGGUCGAUGGCGAAGAUUUCGUCAUUUUAUUUGGAGAUUAAUUAUAAUUAUUUUUCUUAUUUCCUUUACAACAACAUGUAUACUUUAUCAGUUAAUGACAGAAAAUAUUGAUAAUGUUUCAUUAGAUAUAAAUAUCAAGAAUAAUAAUGAAAAUGUUAAAAAUGACGAAUCGACAUGUAUACUCAGUAUGGAAGCCCAACAGGCAAUUAAUCGUGCUAAAAGUCAAUAUUGUAAAUCUGUUUUAAAUAAUAUCUCAUGUCAAAUUACAUCUACAGAAAACUUCUUUCCGGAUAAAUUACCUCGAUAUUGUCCAUGUAAAGACAGUAUUAAUGGCGAACUCAUUGGAUGUUUAUUAAGCAAUAUAAAUGAUCCAAUAGAAAUAUAUAAUACAAGUGCAGUAUUAACAUCAACCACCAUGUGUAUUGAUUACUGUUUAAAGUAUAGCAUGCCUUAUGCAGGUUAUGAUUUGAAAAAUCGUUGUACCUGUUUUUCAUCGUUUAACAAGACAAUUCUUUCUCAUCCGAAUAUAACAUGUCAACAUUAUGUAAAUAAAAAACGGCAAUCAUAUAUUAAAUUUCGACGUUUAAUAACAAUAUAUCGAACAGGCUAUAAAGAAUGUUUAAAUCGUUUAGAACGAAAAAAAGCCAAAAAAGAUGCAAAUACAGUAACAAUUGUAUUUUUUUUAACAAUUGGUGGACGACAUCUUCGACAAAUAAAACGAUUUAUAAGAAUAAUAUAUAGUAAAAAUCAUUAUUAUUUAAUUCAUGUUGAUUCUCGUGAAUAUUAUAUAUAUCGUGAAUUAACAUAUUUAACACAAUCAUAUUCAAAUAUAAAAUUACAAUAUAAUCGUUAUCCAACAACAUGGGGUUCAUCAACAUUAUUAGACGCACAUUUAGAUGCUUUUCGUCAAUUAUUUAAUGAUUUAAAAUGGUCAUGGAAUUUUAUUAUUAAUCUAAGUGAAACAGAUUUUCCACUUAAACCAUUAAAUGUUUUAACAACAUUUUUAUCAAUGUAUCCAGAAUAUAAUUUUCUUCGUUCACAUAAUCGUGAUCCAUUAAAUUUUACUCGAUCUCAAGGUUUAUUACAUACAUUUGUACAAUGUGAAGAUUAUAUGUAUAGAAUUGGUCCAAGAGAAUUAAUUAAAGAUAUUGUAUAUGAUGGUGGAUCUGAUUGGUAUUGUUUAAAUAGAGAUUUUAUACAUUAUAUUAUUAAUGAAAAUGAUAAUUUAUUAAAUGGAUUAUUAAAUACAUUUCAUUAUUCAUUAUUACCUUGUGAAGUAUUUUUUCAUACAUUAUUAAUUAACAGUAUUUAUUGUGGAUCAUUUGUACGUAAUAAUCUUCGUCUUGUUAAUUGGAAUCGAGAUCGUGGAUGUAAAUGUCAACAUAAAAAUGUUGUAGACUGGUGUGGUUGUUCACCAUUAGUAUAUCGAAUAGAAGACAAAACAAUAUUGAGUAAUACGUUUGCUAAGCCAUUAUUUUUUGCAAGAAAAUUUGAUCCAAUUGUAGAUGAAGAAAUUAUUGACUGGUUAGAUCAACAAGUAUCGGGAAGAAAUUUGACUGGAGCCUCUUUAUAUCUACAUAAUAUGUUUCAUAUUUUGGAUGAACAGUCUACAACGGACUAUUUAAUCAAUGCUUUGAAACAUUAUAUAUCUUUAAUGAUUAUUCAUCAUCAUAGUAUUUGUCCUGAUGCAAUAUCCUACUCCUCACUUGAAAUACAACAAAUUCAUGCAACUUUCGUACUAUCUAAAUUUCAAGGUUAUGCAAUACAUUAUAUGUUGAAUGAUAACGAAUUUGAACUUUUUUUACAAGCAUCGAACAAUUUUGAUUUUAAAUCAAGUGAAGUUCGACGAUUUGAAGUAGGCACCAUAUUUGAUAAUAAAGAAUUAAUAUUUCGUGACUAUGGUAAAACAUUUAUUGAACCUAAAACAAUUAAAGUAUUGAUUGAUUGUGAACGAACAUCAAGAUUAUGUACAAAUGGAACAUUAAUAAUAUCAAAUCCAUAUCAUACUAUUUUACAGCGUAUUAAAAUUUUUUCUUUAACUUAUCCAAUUAUUAUUGAUAUUGUAUUUCAAAAUCAAUCAGAUACUAACGGUAUCUGGUCUAUGUCAAUUUUAUCAAAUGUGAAUGAAAUGAAAUUGGCGGUAAUUAAUUUUCUUAUCUUAUCAGUACCAUUGACAGAGAAUAAUAUUAAUAGUAGUAAAAAUGAUUUUAUGAAAUUUUGGUCUAUAAAAGAUUUUUGUUAUAUAAAAUCAAAUAUUUUUUGUGAAUUUAAUAUUACAACAAGAACAAAUUGUACAUUGAAAAAUUGGAGUUUUAUGUAUACUGAUAUAAAGUCAGAUUGGACAGAUGACGAUUCUAUUCCAUCGUCAUUAAAUCAAAAAGUGAAAAAUGAACGAAAGAAUUCAACGAUUUAUAUUCCGAAACGAUAUAGUGAGAUAUGUUCGUCAAAAGAUCAUAAUCAUAAACAUUAUAAACCAAAUAUUUUGGCUGCACGAUUAUCACGAAAAGAAAUUGAAAAAUGUGUAACCAUAUCAAACAGUCAAGAUCAUCAUGUUGUUAAUCGAAAAAAUCAUAAACUAAAAAAAUCCUCUCUACCCAAUGUUGGUCGUCGAUUAUCAGCAAUAAAAAAUGAUGGAUGCGCAAAACAGCAACGUGUUUCAAUUGAAAAUAGAAAUAUCAACGAUUUUGUUAAAUCAACGAGCACAAACGAACUCGAUUAUGAUAAUAAUAAUAGGACCGUUCCGCGACACUAUAGUUGCAAACGUUUUUCAGCUGAUGCUGAAGCAUUGGGAAAACGAAUGGAACUCGCCAUUGGUCAGGAGAUGCUGCAUUCAUUUAAAAAUUCACUGUCAUUAGAACGAAAUUUUCAUUAUAAUGGUAGAAAAAGUGAUAUAAAACCUAAAAUAACAAAACAACAAGAUUCAGAUAUUAUUCAACGAGCAAAUAAUUUUCUGGUAAUGAAUCGUUCAAAAUCAUUUAAUUUUCCUACCUCAACAGCAACAAUGGAACAGCAUAUCAUUCCAAGAAUAAAUCAUAAGACGAACCUCUAUGGUUUAACUGAAAUAUCAAAAGAAACAAAUUCAUCUGAACCAUCGCCAGAUUAUGAUGAAACGGAUAAUAAUAAUAUUGGUAUACAAACAGUAGACUGUGAACAAGAAGUGGAGCCUUUACCUGACUAUGAAACGGAUGAAAAUAUAUCUAAUGUAUGUAAACAACAAACAUGUAUGUCAAUCGAUGAAGUUGAUGAGUUUGAACAAACACAUUCACCAAACAGAUUAAUAUCUGACGAUUCAUCAGUUAUGCCGAACACAUCUCAUCCAUUUAAAUCAUCUACAUCUUCUUUUGAUAAUGAUUCUUAUCAUGAAUCACUUCAAACAAUUUUACAACGAAAAGAGUCUGAGUUAUUAGAAAAAGUACCUGAACCACCGUUAUCUUCAACUAAAUAUUGCCAAACUUCGACACCACCAAUCGCUCCACCCUUCCCUGAAACAUUAGUUUCAUCAACAUCGAAUAUCAAUGUUCGUUGUCGGACAAUAGCUGAUACUAUUAUGUCAUCGAGAUUAUUAUUGAAAGAGAAGAAAAGUUUAUCACCAAAACACUCAAACAUACCUGAAGUAACUUCGAAUACAGCAGAAGAUAAUAAAAAAGAAAUAAUGAUUACCCACGAAAACGAACAUGGUCGAUCAUAUUUAUCUACCUCUACUUCAUCAUCAAAACAUCCAUCAUUCUCUACUACAAAAACUAAUUCUUGUUCACAAUUAAACAGCAUAAUAUCUAACAAUAACUGUUAUUUUCGUAUAUCGAAAGAAAUUCUUGAACAGACAACCCUAAGAAAAGUUACACCGUCUACUUCAAAACCCUAUUCUUCAUAUGGUUCUGUAUCACAGCUUAAUUUACAAAAUGAAACAGUAUCAACUUCAUUGCGGCGGAUAACAAAGACAUCAAAUGAUGAUGAUGGUGAUGAUGAUGACGAUGAAAAAGACGAAGAGAACUCUUGUCCAACGAAUAGUAAAUAUGAUUAUGACUAUGAUCAACAAUCGUCAAAAGUCUAUUCUGAAUAUAAAAAACGUACAUCACUUUUAAUCCCCAGUCGCAUUGUUCAUCCAUUGCAUUCACGUACAAGUUUUUCUUCGAUAAUGUCGAUGGAUCAUCAAAAUGGCCGAACAACUAAUUCAUUUGAAAAACGUGGACCUCCAGUAGCCGUUAUUAAUCAAUUAAACGAACAUUUUUCAUCACGAUUUAAACAGCCUCAUUUCAGUUCUGUAUCAACAACGAGUGUUUGUUAUGAUCAACCUCCGCCUUAUGGACGAGUGAACACACCACAACCAGUUUACGCCGAAGCGAAUGAACGUGAUAGUGCUUUAUUAUCUAAAAAUGAUAUAUUAGAUGAGUGUGGUCUUAUUUUACCACCGCCUCCUCCACCAUUGCCUGCUGGUGGCUUCAGACCCGUUACAAUACAAUCAAGUCGAAAUUCUCAUCAAAGUAAUUAUUCACAAAGAACAUCGGUGAUGACAUUGCCUCAUGAACAUGUACCAUCAGAGAAUGGUACAUUUACAUCAUCGACGUCUACAUCAAGUAAAUUAUCUGAUACACGAAUUUUAAAAGAAAUCAUAACAAAUCCAUUAUUUAUCAAAGCAAAACAAGAACUUGAACGACCAUCAUCGAGAAUUUUAACAAAAGGAAAACAAUUUCCGUCAAAAGCUAACAGUUCAUCUAUGAUAGCAUUAAGUGGUACUGAUGUAUAUGUAAAUCAUGUAGAACGACCAGUACCACCAAGUGUUUCUUCAACAACAAAAACGAAACAAAUAUCUGAAGCUGAGAGUAUAACACUUGAUAUCACUGACUUGAAUUCUGCCUUAACACUCAAUUUACCAACAAAACGUUCAAAAUCUGUCCGAAUUGCUGAUACCCAACCAUCGGUAAAUAUGACAUCAAAUUGCGAUUUAAAAAGUAAUUCAUGCGAACGAAUGCCUAUAACACAUCGAUCUCAAACAUUUAAACUACCAGUAGCAGUGCAAAAGACAAAAAUCACCAAUAAAACCUCAUUUAAUGGAAAAUGUUUAUCAAGGCAUACAUGUUCAAAUAGUUUAGUAGAAACAACACGUACAUCAGAAUUAGAAACAAUAUUUCAAAUAAGUGCCACAAUGAGAUUAUAG